GCGACCCUACUACAUCCGGCUAUUCGAUCCUCCGUUUUGUAUAGACUUUCUCCCGUAUACGAACCCCUGCGAGAUAAUUACCAGGAUUCUCCACGAAUGCGGCCAUCUGAAGAUAUAUCCUCCAUCAGGUUCGCGCCCCCACAACACUCUUCACUUCCUGCUACUAUCGCCAAAACACCUCCGCAGUCGUCAUCGUGGCUACGUCAAUUGACAUUCAGGGUUAUUAUCAACCCACCGUGGAGUACUUUUACACCACAAACUAUUACAACCCACCCACAAAUAUAUCCGCUGUGACGACUCCAGAUCUGACAUACGCGAGCGACCACACAAAUCAAUUGCCUCGAGGGCGCAGCGCGAGCACAGUCUCGAGCUUUGCUCUUCCAGCUGCGCCAAACCCGGUUCCGGUUCGGGGAGGAGGCCACAAAAACCGGAAAACGUCAUCUGCCGGCGUAAAAAAGAGCUCGGUUUCACAUAAUCGUCGUCAGUCGGGUGCGAUGGCAGACAACGACCGUGGAGGCGCAGCUUCUGCUCCGGGCGGCGAUGCGCAGGCUUCUAAGAAACCGAAGCGUGUACGGACAGGCUGUCUGACGUGCAGAGAACGACAUCUGAAGUGUGACGAAGGAUUGCCUAAUUGUCAAAACUGCACAAAGUCGAAUCGAACUUGCAAGCGCGGUGUACGCCUGAACUUUAUCGACACGAAAUGCGAGGCGAUUCCAAUCAUUCCACAAGCGCAGGACUGGACUGUCCAAUUCCUUGACGAGUCCCGGGACAUCGCGUCUGAGUAUAAAGGCGGGCUCAGCAAGUAUAGCUUGCCAGAGACAGAGCCUGUCACUGCCCUCACUCAUGAUGCUCCAUUCGACUUUUCCACGAACAAUACACUACCCGCUCCCACAGUCGCACAUCAACCUUUACCACCAAUCCAAGGCAUCCUUCCUGAGCCUUAUCAGGAAGAUCAGUCUCAGCAGUUAAGUUGGGAACAGCCGAGGCACCCUCAGCAUCACCCUGCGCCCUCAAACACGGAAUCGACUUACUCACAUACCCCCCUUACAAACCUACCACAGUCUGCCUACAGCGUCGCCGAUCGAACAGUUGCCCCAGCUGAUGAAACUAGAGACUACCUCACGUCGCAAGACGAAGUUCUGUAUAUGCAAGUCUUUGUCGAAGAAGUGGGCCUGUGGAUGGACAGCAUGGAUCCGCAAAAACAUUUCUCGCGGCUGUUGCCUUUUCACUCAUUACAUGAGCCGAUGUUACUCAAUGCGUUCCUUGCAUGUGGUGCACGACAUCUGACACUUGUCAACGCAAAGUACAGUGAAGACAAAGCGCUGCAUUUCUACGAUACCGCAACGAGAUAUCUACUUAAUUCGCUCCAAAAUCCAAACCGCAACACCAUCAUCUGUGCCACCACAGCCGUCAUCCUGAACGUCUAUGAGAUCAUGUGCGAGAAGGCUCUCCAGCGUAUGAACCACAUUGCCGGUGCCCGUGCUUUGAUCAAAGAGUGCGGAUGGAACGCAAAGUCAACUGGUGUUGGCGCUGCGUGCUUCUGGCUGAACGUUGGCAUGGAGCUGCUCAGUUGUUUGCACUUUAAUUGGCAGGUCGCAUGGGAUCCAGAUGACUGGGGUGUCGAUAUGGACUUCCACCGGGAGACCGAACCUGGUCGCGAGGAGAUCUGGACACAUCGUAUUGUGUAUAUUGUUGCCAAGAUCUGUAACUUUCGCUCCUCGAUCCCCAGAUACCAGGACUCCUCUCCGCAUAACGAACAGAUGCGUUUGCAGAGCAGGUACAGUGAAUGGAGGAAGCUAAAGGAUUGGUGUGAUGCUUGGAACGACAACAUUCCAAGAACCAUGCAUCCAAUGGCUUAUCUCCAUCCUGGGCAGACGAUAUCCCAAUCGGCCUUUCCCGAAGUCUGGCUGAUCAAGCGCGCCACAAUCGUUGCUCGAUUGUUCUACCAUACAGCCAUGGUGUUGAUGGCCCAGAUCAACCCACUGAUGCCGGUUGAAUCCAACGAGAUGCACGAAUUACAAAAUCGGCAUUCACAACAAGUCUGCGGCAUAGUUGCUCACGUCAAGGACAGGGGUGUCGCCAGCGUCGCUCUUCGCUCUCUUGCCAUUGCCGCCGAGUGCCUUACGACUCGUCAAGAGCAGGAGGAGGUCCUGCAGAUUUUCACCAAGAUUCGUAAGGAAACCGGCUGGAACGUUGGAUUCGUGUACAAAGAGCUCAAGGAGAAGUGGGGUUGGAACGCGGAGACGUCGCCAUCCCAAGCCCAGCCCCCUCGGCAGACACCUCCAACUCAUCACACACAGCCAUCACCACAUCUCACCAUGCCAAUAUCAUAUCCAUCGUCGAGCACAGGUCCAGUGUUGACACUUCAGCCUUCGACCUCGAUGUCUUCCGCUCCAAAUCAAACACGUCGCCGUCCUCAGCCGGGCAUUCUCAAUCCAAUCUUAUCACACGCCGAUUUCACCAUGCCGCACCAUCCCUACCAAAGCCAUUACGUGGCACCAAACCCACUUUUGAAUUCAUCUCAGUCUCAACAAUUUUUUUGAUCUCUUACUCAUAGCGAUACGGUUGGAGAUUCCUGGCAUGUUCGCAUACGACGGCGUUUUUAUCGGCCUGAACGAGUACGAUAGCUUGGCAGGCUACGGAAAAGAUCAAUACUGUAAUGACUGGUCAUAUUGGGAGCCUGCAGGUACAUGUUCAUCAGUUUCAUUGCUACGUUUUCUUUUUUCUUUUUUUUUCAUUCAGCUCGGCUCAGAGUUCGUUGUAGACUUUCAUUGGCUGUCUAGAUCUCUUUCGUGCUACGAUUUUUUUUAAACAGAAAUACUU
Messenger RNA from Pseudovirgaria hyperparasitica, 2823 nucleotides. RefSeq lists its product as uncharacterized. Gene Ontology annotation, biological process: positive regulation of transcription by RNA polymerase II. NCBI's taxonomy places the organism in Eukaryota, Fungi, Ascomycota, Dothideomycetes, Acrospermales, Acrospermaceae. The record is from RefSeq and is a predicted model, not a curated record. Gene Ontology annotation, cellular component: nucleus. Gene Ontology annotation, molecular function: transcription cis-regulatory region binding; zinc ion binding; DNA-binding transcription factor activity, RNA polymerase II-specific. Bases 495 to 2543 code for a protein of 682 amino acids. The transcript has 3 exons.